Molecule: messenger RNA, 2591 nt
Organism: Gambusia affinis (western mosquitofish)
Lineage: Eukaryota; Metazoa; Chordata; Actinopteri; Cyprinodontiformes; Poeciliidae
Gene: marchf4b
Product: membrane associated ring-CH-type finger 4
Exons: 5
Coding region: 750-1970 (406 amino acids)
Biological process (GO): protein ubiquitination
Molecular function (GO): zinc ion binding; ubiquitin-protein transferase activity
Source: RefSeq, a predicted model, not a curated record
GUUGUUGUUUUUUUAAAAAAACCCUAUAAUAUAGAGAAAACAAGUCCAGGCUAAUUAUACAUAUUCCUGUGUUUUUUGCAUAGUUGUAGUAUUGAGUUGGCUGCUUGCAUCACUGUGCGGCGGUGACGUGCGGCGUCUGGGAGCUGUCCCAGGAAUAAUGGUGCUGAAGCUGCAGCACCCAUCCAGCAGCCAAUGAUCACAGGAGGACCGGAGGCUCUGUGCGGACGCUUUUCACCCGGAGCAGGACGGUCCGACAGCCCGGGUGGAUUUUUUCACCCCUUUAUACCGGAUGGAUUUAAACCCCCUCUGGUUCAGUCCUCGGAUGCGGAGAGAUUUGAUGAUUUGGGAAUGUAAAUGCUUCCCGGAGAGACGUGCAGCCGAGACCUGCAGUCUGGAUGAAAAUCUGUGAGGGAAACAGAGAAAUUGAGGAUCGUGUUGCUUGAAAUCGGUGUAUAUUUCCUCAGAUGUUUCAUUCUCAUGGACCUAAUGGCUUCAGACACUUGUUUGCAUCGAUGGGAUUUAUUUCCAUUUUCUGUUUACAUCUUCUUGGGAAGACAAUAAAAGUCCAACCUUUGGAAUAGUGAUCCGAUUCAGAAUAACAUAAACUAAAAGAGCUCAUUUAAACCCCGAUAACCCGCGUUUCACCCAACCACGUAUGCAGAGGUGUUUGCUUAUGCCGGGGACACAAACAGCACUCAUCUUCCAGCACCUCGGCUCGGUGCUGUGAUCUUCUGGCCGGACACAGCCCGAUGCAGCGCAGCCGGGGCAUGCUGAAGAGCCGCUGCUGCGUCCUGCUUGGUGACCUAAGGGUGCUCCUUCUCGGGCCACGGGCACCGCCGACACCGCUGCCUCCGCUGACCCCCAUGAGCGGCCAAGCUUCGGAAAGCCAUGAGGCGAGCGUCACCGUCACCGUCCCCGACAACAACAACACCCUAACGCGGAGCCACCAGCAGCAGCAGCAGAACGGAGGCGACCGGACUGUGCCGUCUGCGGCCGGAGCCGCCGGGGCCCCGGGCGGAGAGCGGCCGGUUGGGGGCUGGGUGGACGCCGCCGAGCUGUCCGCGGCUCUUCGCGGCUGUAGCAGCUCUUCUGAUGACUGCUCAAAGGGGAAGCUGGAGGAGAGGUUCUCUCUUACCAGCUACACGGAGAGUGGCUUCAGGACGCCUGUCUGCAGGAUCUGCUUCCAGGGACCAGAGCAUGGAGAGCUCCUGAGCCCGUGUCGCUGCAGUGGGUCGGUACGCUGCACCCACCAGCCAUGUCUCAUCAAAUGGAUCAGCGAGAGAGGCUCCUGGGCCUGCGAGCUCUGUUACUACAAAUAUCAGGUCAUUGCCAUCAGCACCAAGAACCCAUUACAGUGGCAGGCCAUCUCCCUGACUGUGAUAGAGAAAGUCCAGAUAGCAGCAGCCAUUUUGGGUUCUUUAUUCUUGAUGGCGAGCAUCUCCUGGCUGGUCUGGUCCUCUUUCAGCCCGUCGGCUCGCUGGCAGCGCCAAGACCUGCUUUUCCAGAUAUGCUACGGCAUGUACGGCUUCAUGGACGUCGUCUGCAUCGCGUUAAUUGUCCACGAGGGACCCUCUGUGUUUCGCAUCUUCCACCGCUGGCAGGCCGUCAACCAGCAGUGGAAGGUUUUGAACUACGACAAAUCGCUGGACAGCGACGACCUGAAGGAAGCUGUGGUGGACAGGACUCUGUCUCAGCCCGGUCAGGGCUACCAGAACGGGAUAGGAGUGUCCGCCUCCAACUCCUCCCUGAUGGUGGUGGCCUCCACGGCCAACGGCUCCACUUCCACAGCCGUGGUGACGUCCGCGGGGGAACUGGGAGCGCACGUAGACCCGGAAAGCGGCACCACGGUGCCAGACCAACACUGUCCCUACAACAUCCUCCACCUACUCAGCCACCUGAGGCAGCCAGAGGCCCGCAGCCAACCCAGCAAUAGCACAAGAGAGCUGGUCAUGAGAGUCACCACAGUCUGAGCAGUCAGUUGAGGCCUUAUUCCACACAGAGCUGAAAGAUUUCUGAACCAGCUGACAGUCAAAAGAAAAAAAAAGUGCUGUCUUAAACGCACUGGAUCAAUAUCAUGUUCUUGUUUAUUUUGAAAUGCAUCUUUAAUGUCCUGACAUUGAUUGAAUAAAAGUCAAAGUGGUUUGAUUUGCAAACUGAUUGGGAAAUAGUUAUUUUCGUCAUCAAGAAGCGUGUCUUUGUUAAAAUGGUAUGUAAUUUUCUCAAAACUGCAGUGGAAACAAUUCAUAUUUCUUGUAGGCAAAAAGUAAAGGCCAAGGAAAAAAUAAAAUGGAACAAAAUCAGUUUACUCAGUAUUUAAAGUUAUUACAUCAUGUCAAACAAGUGCAGAAUGAUGUAAAACAGAUGCAGCAAACUUUUUAGCCUUGACUGGUCUGCAGGGAAACAAAAACAAAAUAUGAAAGACAAAGGAGCACAAUCCUCUGAAUGGUGUUCUAUCUUAUUUUUUGCCUGAAAAAAGUCCUUGGCUUUGAAUAAUGUUGGCUCUCUGCAAAGGCAGCAGUAGACAAGAUGAGGAUUCUAACGCAGUAGUUAUGUAAAUUUAACAAAAUGCUUUGCCAUUCGAAAAUAAAUGU